Molecule: messenger RNA, 638 nt
Organism: Apis dorsata (giant honeybee)
Lineage: Eukaryota; Metazoa; Arthropoda; Insecta; Hymenoptera; Apidae
Gene: CPR13
Product: endocuticle structural protein SgAbd-6-like
Exons: 2
Coding region: 312-617 (101 amino acids)
Cellular component (GO): chitin-based extracellular matrix
Molecular function (GO): structural constituent of chitin-based larval cuticle
Source: RefSeq, a predicted model, not a curated record
UUAUACAUAUAAUAUACGUGCUGUUUUUAUUAUUGGAUUAUAAUAUAUUCUACAAUUUCAUAAGGGAAUUUUCUAUCAAAAAACUUUAAAAAAUCGAAAUCUUUAAUUUCGCUAAAUCUAUAUAUUUUUAAAACGAAGGUCAAAUUAGUAAUAUUUGUGCCUUUAACAUAAUAAGAAAAGGUGAAAGGUGAAUUUAUCGUGAAACGAUGCGAUUUUUGGCAGAAGGAGAGCCACUAUAAAAUUCGAAACGAUUCUUAGUAUGGAUAUCAGUCUUUCAAUCGAGACUAGUCAUCUACAGAUCUACCUCCAAAAUGAAAACCAUUGUUGUUAUUUUUGUUCUGGUUGUCGUUGUUUCCGCUGCGCCUCAAGAAAUAGUCCUUGUUAAAGAAACUCCUUCUGACAAUGUUGGACUUGGUGGUUAUAAUUAUGGUUUCCAACUUUCCGACGGUCAAGUUAAACAGGAAUCUGCAGAAGUGAUCGAAGGAGGAACUGAUAGUCAAUUCUUACGAGUUCGAGGUACCUUCUCUUUUGUUGAUCCACAAACUAAUGUUGCAUAUACUGUAAAUUAUGUUGCCGAUGACACUGGUUUCCAUCCACAAGGAGAACAUCUUCCAUAAGUUUAAAUUUUUCAAAUAUUU